AUGGACUAACUAUAGCAAAAGCUUGAAAUUAUGAACAAAGAAGGUGAAAAAGUCCUUCUCAUCAAAUUUAUUUCAGAAAAAACAAAGCUACCUCCUUCCUACAUUAUUUUAGGCUCUCUGAUAGCAUCGUGCUUAGUUUUAAUGCUCGAAAUAGCAGAAUCUCUGAUAUCAAGACUAGUGGGAGUUGUUUAUCCUGGUAUUAAGAGUCUUUACGCAAUCGAAUCAGCUGACAAAGCAGAUGAUAAACAAUGGCUCACCUACUGGCUGAUAUAUGCAUUCUUCUUGGUUAUCGAUGAAUACGCUGGAUUUAUUCUUACCUACUUCCCAUUCUAUUAUUUCGCAAAAGUUUGUUUUUUAAUCUGGCUAUUCAACCCAGUCACUUAAGGAGCCCAGAAAAUUUACGAAGUACUUAUUGAGCUAUUCAGAAGAAACAAAGAUAAUAUAGAAAAUCUCAUUUAAGUCUCAAAUCAUGCAAUUAAUGAUUUGAUGAGCACUUAGGGCGAACAACCAAGACAAUAAUAGAAAAAAUAAGAAGAAGAGGAGAAAACUUUCAAGAAGCUAGAUUGA
Stylonychia lemnae is the source of this 567-nucleotide messenger RNA. Lineage: Eukaryota; Ciliophora; Spirotrichea; Sporadotrichida; Oxytrichidae. The record is from the annotation of a GenBank genome assembly.